This is a messenger RNA of Rodentolepis nana, 396 nucleotides long. NCBI's taxonomy places the organism in Eukaryota, Metazoa, Platyhelminthes, Cestoda, Cyclophyllidea, Hymenolepididae. The record is from the annotation of a GenBank genome assembly.
AUGCCAAAGACGGAAUCUACGGAAGUGUCAUUGCCGACUGCAGGUUCUCAGGUUCAAGAGUCCGGUUAUCUGCUGCAGGAAUACUACAAAUAUAAGAAAUAUCAUGAAGAUGAUGAAGACGAUAACAAAGCGUACAAGGAAAAGUUAUUCAAAGGAAUCUCAGUGAUACUUGCCGAUUUGGACGUAAUGUUGUCAGAAACCAAGGGGGAGUAUGCCGCUUCCACUGAAGUCACAAUUGCCGACUUCUAUAUGCUCGAUUUCAUUGACUUCCUGAGGGCGAAUAAACCGGAGUGCUUGGAGUCCUACCCCAGUUUGGCCAGGUGGCGAAAGCAUCUCAUGGCGAAUAAUCAGUCAGUUGCUCGAUUCACCGCCUCUCGAACCUGGCUACUAAUCUAA